ACCCGCGUAGAGGGCAGGUCUUCUGUUAGUGAAUUUGACCUAACGCCUGAUGUAUCUUUGUUGACUGUGAUUAUUGUUUCUUACAAUCUUGUUCAUGUCUGCAGGUUUUGAGUUGAGUACAGUGAUAUUUCAAGCAGACCAACCCAGAGAAUUCAGAAUUGUGUCUUUGCAAUAACUUCUAGCUAUGCCUAGGAACAUAAUGCAUGAGACAGUAAUGUAAUUUGUGAGAAAUGUCUACACACAAGCUUUCAUAUACCUUUAUUCUGUCUUUAGAAUUUGGAAUGAUUGGAGAUCAUACAAUAAAAAGUCAGCGACCUCGAUCUGUUCAUGAGAAAAGGGUCCCUCAGGAGCCCGCUGAUGCUGCUAAAUUUAUGGCACAAACUGGUGAAUCUGGCGUGGAGGACUGGUCCCCGUGGAGCCCGUGCUCUGUGACUUGCGGUCAAGGGUCGCAGGUGCGAACCAGAACUUGUGUCUCACCUUUCGGGACUCACUGCAGCGGUCCGUUAAGAGAGUCACGGGUUUGCAAUAACACUGCCCUCUGUCCAGUGCACGGCGUCUGGGAGGAGUGGUCGCCCUGGAGCCUGUGCUCCUUCACCUGCGGCCCGCGGCCAGCGCACCCGCACCCGCGCCUGCUCGCCGCCGCAGUACGGGGGCCGCCCCUGCGAGGGCCCCGAGACGCACCACAAGCCCUGCAAACAUCGCGCUCUGCCCCGCUCUCGCACAGAGCUUGCUGGACCUCCGCAUUUGCACAGAACUCCAUGUGGGUGCAUCCACUGCUCGCUUUCCUCGUGGUCUGGGACUCCAGUGAGAGUCCUGCUGGAGUGGACGGGCAGUGGCAGGAGUGGAGCGCCUGGAGCCAGUGCUCGGUCUCAUGCUCCAACGGGACGCAGCAGAGGAGCCGGCAGUGCACGGCGGCCGCCCACGGGGGCUCCGAGUGCCGAGGCCCCUGGGCCGAAAGCAGAGAGUGCUACAACCCCGAGUGCACAGCCAACGGCCAGUGGAACCCGUGGGCUCCCUGGAGCGGCUGCUCCAAGUCCUGCGACGGCGGCUGGGAGCGGAGGACCCGGACCUGCCAGGGCGCCGCGCUCACCGGGCAGCCGUGCGACGGCUCCGGGGAGGAAGUGAGGCCCUGCAGCCAGCAGAGGUGCCCCGCGCCUUAUGAGAUCUGCCCGGAGGACUCUCUGGUGUCCAUGGUGUGGAAGAGGACCCCCGCGGGCGACCUGGCAUUCAACCAGUGCCCACUGAACGCCACAGGCACCACGAGCCGCCGCUGCUCGCUGGGUCUUCACGGAGUGGCCGUCUGGGAGCCGCCCAGCUACGCGCGCUGCAUCUCCAACGACUACAGACUCCUGCAGCACUCGAUCAAAGAGCACCUGGCCAAGGGGCAGCGCACGCUGGCGGGCGACGGCAUGUCCCAGGUCACCAAGACGCUGCUGGACCUGACCCAGCGGAAGAACUUCUACGCCGGCGACCUCCUGAUGUCAGUGGAGAUCCUGAGGAACGUCACCGACACCUUCAAGAGGGCCAGCUACAUCCCCGCGUCCGACGGCGUCCAGAACUUCUUUCAAAUAGUUAGCAACCUUCUAGAUGAAGAAAACAAGGAAAAAUGGGAAGAUGCACAGCAGAUUUAUCCAGGCUCAAUAGAGUUGAUGCAGGUGAUUGAAGAUUUUAUACACGUUGUUGGCGUGGGGAUGAUGGACUUCCAGAAUUCAUACUUAAUGACAGGAAAUGUAGUGGCCAGCAUCCAGAAGCUCCCGGCAGCCUCUGUGCUGACAGACAUCAACUUCCCCAUGAAGGGACGGAAGGGAAUGGUGGACUGGGCCCGGAACUCCGAAGACAGGGUCGUGAUUCCCAAAAGUAUUUUCAGCCCCGUGUCAUCAAAAGGUGAGCCGGUUAUUAUUACCUUUAUGUGAGACCGUCGGAGCUUUGAAUGGGGUGUUUCUAACAGUAACGUGAGGAGGCAUAAAUCUCUGUACAGUGAACGUUACGUUUACAAUCAUGAUUCCAGCCUACUUUUGUAAAUAGAGACAGCUCAUACUGGGUUCAUAAACAUCCAGCUUCACUGAGGGGAGGAAAGUGGCCGUUAGGGUGAGAAAACCAUGACAAAAUGCAAACAUAUUUAC
Perognathus longimembris pacificus (Pacific pocket mouse) is the source of this 2123-nucleotide messenger RNA. Its product is annotated as adhesion G protein-coupled receptor B3-like. The record is from RefSeq and is a predicted model, not a curated record. Gene Ontology annotation, molecular function: G protein-coupled receptor activity. Bases 231 to 1913 code for a protein of 560 amino acids. Gene Ontology annotation, biological process: negative regulation of angiogenesis. Gene Ontology annotation, cellular component: membrane. NCBI's taxonomy places the organism in Eukaryota, Metazoa, Chordata, Mammalia, Rodentia, Heteromyidae. The transcript is spliced from 12 exons.